Messenger RNA from Kuraishia capsulata CBS 1993, 1782 nucleotides. RefSeq lists its product as uncharacterized. NCBI's taxonomy places the organism in Eukaryota, Fungi, Ascomycota, Pichiomycetes, Pichiales, Pichiaceae. The transcript has a single exon. The record is from RefSeq and is a predicted model, not a curated record. Gene Ontology annotation, cellular component: membrane; Golgi apparatus. Gene Ontology annotation, biological process: retrograde transport, endosome to Golgi. Bases 1 to 1782 code for a protein of 593 amino acids.
AUGCGAAGUUUCAAAGGUUUGUUUUUAGUGCUUGGCUUGGCUUCAGUGGCGCUUGCCCAGAAGGCAAUGGUGACAAACGAGUCUCCCCAGUUCUGCACUGGUAUGUACAGCAAACAGGACUGGGGUGGGAACAUCGAGCCCUACAUCAAGGUGGAUUUGGAGUAUUUCCUUACAAAGGAUGAGAAUGGCAAUUCAUCGAUCUCAAUUGUCAUCUUUGAAUACAGCGAUAUUGAUGGAUUGGGAGUACAGGUGUCGGAGACUUCUAAGCACUACGUGUGCUCGGAAGAGCUGGUAGCUAAAGGAUUGUGUGACAGUAGCGAACUGUAUCAAUUCAUUGUCAACAAAAAUGUUACCACCAAGGCGGAAGUUUUAUCGACUGUGCUUACUACUUAUGGUGAUAACGGUUUGCAGUACAAGAUCGCAAGGACCGGUUACUACUGCGUGGCUUGCUUGUCUCCGCAGGACUUCGGUAGCUCCAAAAACACCUUCAAAGUGCUGGUGAACUUCCAAAACGCAUUCGGAAGUCUCCCCGCUGCCGAUAUCCCAAAGCUGCCGUUGUAUGGCUUGCUUUCUAUUGUUUAUGCUGUGUGUCUUUGUGUGUAUCUGUUCCAAGUGUUCAAACACAGAUCCGAGCUUUUGCUUUUGCAAAAGUACCUGGCUGGGUUCUUUGUGUUCCUGACUGUGGAGAGCAUCUUCACGUGGUCGCUUUUUGAUGUCCAGAACAACAACAGGAAGUAUCCGUUGCCGGGUGCCAUCAGCUUCUACGUGUUUUUCGUUUCCUUGCUGAGCUCAUUCAAGACCUCGUUUUCACUGUUUUUGCUACUGAUCAUUGCCCUUGGCUACGGUGUUGUCUAUCCUAAGCUAAACAAGAAGCUCAUGUUGAAGGUAAAGAUUCUGGCUGGUUGUCAUUUCAUUUUCGGUGUUGGUUUCAUCACAUACUCAUACCUCAGCACUCAAUCCCAACCGAACUCUGGUGCUACUGGCGAAGAUAGCAGCGCUGGCGCUGGCUCGUGGUUGGUUCUGCUUACGGCCAUUCCAUAUGCUUUCACUCUGGUGGCCUUCUACUUUUUGAUCCUGUCGAGUCUUUCCAAGACCGUGAAACUGUUGGCUGAAAACAAACAAAUCGUGAAGCUGAAGAUGUACCAGAAGCUUUUCAGGCUGAUCUUUGCCUCUUUAUUGCUUCUGAUCUUUGCCUUUGUCAUUUCGAUCAUUCUGGUCUUCAAUGACUCACUUACGGACUCGAUCGAGAAAUUUUGGAAAUUCAACAACGUCUUGACUGACUUCUGGCCCUCGUGCCUGUACUUCAUGGUGUUCAUUGGUAUUGCCAUUAUCUGGAGACCGACUGAUACUUCUUAUUUGUUAGCCCUCAGUGACCAGGUACCCAGCAACGUGAUUGACGAGGAAUCGUCUGAACAGCCACCGGUUGUAUCUGGAGACCCCAGUCAGUUUGGAAAUGAGUUUGAGUUCGACGAUUUGGACAGUCUUGAGAGUGCAGGAUUGGGCCGUUCUUCUGUGAAUCCUUUCGACGACUCAAACAGGUACGAUUCGGCAAAGGUCAAGAAGCCAACGCCUACAGAGGAUGAGUUCGACUUUCCACAAGAUGAUGCGAUUGAGUUUGAUCUAGAGCGAGAGCAGCAAAAAAUCGAACAGGCAUCAAUAACCUCGCCGCCGCCAGGAUAUCGAGAGCUUGAAGGGAGUUCUUUUGCACUAGAAGACGAGCUUGAGAAUGAUGAUGAAGAGGAGGAGGCACACAAGACGGCGUCCAAGUCUAAAAAGGAAUGA